CAGGUGAGCGCGCCCAGGAGCUCCAAACGCGUCGCUGGCGGCCGUGCGUCCACCCGACCGACUUCGGGUCAUGGAGCCGCACGCGGGGGGCGUCACGGACCCUAGGGGGAGCAGAGGAGGCCGGGGCCUUUCCCUGCCCGCGGGACCCAGAGCCCGGCAGCUCCUGGCGCGGCUGGACGCGCGCCCCCUGGCGGCCCGAGCUGCGGCCGACGUGGCGACGCUGGUACGCAGGACGGGCGCCACAUUGCGCCUGCGCCCCAAGGCCGUAGGGCACGGCGAUUAAUAACUACUUGUUGACUACCUGAAUGAAAGAAUGAAUACCCCCAAGAACCACAUAUUCCUAUAUGAUUGGCGCGACGCGCCCCUAUGAAGAACAGCAACAAUUACUUCUUAAGGCCCCUGUUCCACGUACGCCAGUCGAUGCCGCAGUGUUUUCUGGGAAAGGUAGUUCUAAAGCCCGUCGUCUGGCCCUGGUCAAACUGAGCCCAAACUAAACUUCCCAGAAAGCAGCACACUCGCCUGGAAAGAGGGGCAAGAUGGCGGACGCUGAAGACGGUACUUUGCGACCCGCGGGAGCCUCUGCUGCCCCAAUUUCAUUCAGCUUCAGUCGCACGUCCGCCAGGAGACGGCUGGCGGAUCCGGGAGACGACGCGAGUGCGGCUCCGGAGGAGAAGGAUUUCUUAAAGACCGUGGAAGGGAGGGAGCUGCAGAGUGUGAAGCCCUCAGAAACCCCCAAGGAACUCGUCAUCCCUUUGAUCCAGAAUGGCCAUCGCAGGCAGCCACCGACCCAGGCUCCUGGGCCAUCCACAAACACUGAGGCCUUGGUGGAAGGGGUGCUGUCUCAGGCUGUAAAGGAGAUCAUUGAGGACUCCAAGAAGUCCCUGGAGGAGAGAGAAAAUUCGGGUAUCGACCCCAUGCUUGCUAUCCCCAUGAUCCAGAAAGGAUGCAUCCCUAACGGAGAAGGGGCAGACAGCGAACCCCGAGCUGAGACAGUGCCGGAAGAAGCUGAUUACGAGGCAGUCCCUGUAGAGGCCUAUGGGCUGGCCAUGUUACGAGGCAUGGGCUGGAAACCUGGCGAGGGCAUUGGCCGCACCUUCAAUCAAGUGGUAAAGCCCCGUGUCAACUCACUGAGACCAAAGGGGUUAGGGCUGGGUGCCAACCUGACUGAGGUCCAGGCCCUGGCCCCCACUGGCCCCCACCGCCUGCCAAAGCCAGAUGAGGAGCAAGAGAAGGAUAAGGAAGACCAGCCUCAAGGACUGGUGCCUGGGGGAGCUGUGGUGGUUCUUUCUGGCCCGCACCGAGGCCUCUAUGGGAAGGUAGAAGGCCUCGAUCCUGACAACGUUCGGGCCAUGGUUCGCCUGGCCGUGGGAAGCCGCAUGGUGACUGUUAGUGAGUACUACCUGCAACCUGUUUCACAGCAGGAGUUUGACAAGAAUUCCUUGGAUCUCAGCCAGAUGCGUAAAACUUCCUCAGUGCAACAGAAUGGAACAGAUUCGUCAUGGAAGGCCCUCCGGGAUCAGGACCUCCCCAGCCAGCAAGAGGACUCACAGAGGAAGCGAAAACACCUUCCCGACCGACAGGGGGAGCCUGCUGCCAAGAAUGAGAAGGCAGGUCCCAGGAGCCAGCACUGGUUGCACAGGGACCUACGCGUACGCUUUGUGGACAAGCUGCACAAGGGUGGCCAGUAUUAUAACACCAAGAUGACGAUCGAAGAUGUCCUCAGCCCAGAUACCUGUGUGUGUCGAACAGAUCAAGGCCAGGUCCUGGAAGGCCUGAGGGAAGACAUGCUGGAGACCCUGGUCCCCAAGGUCCAAGGCAACCGGGUUAUGGUGGUGCUGGGGCCACAGGCUGGAAAGGUGGGCCGCCUGCUGGACUGGGACAGAGAACAGAGCCGGGCUGUGGUGCAGCUGCAGAGAGAGAAUCAGCUGGUGGAACUUCACUAUGAUGCUGUCUGCCAGUACCUGGGCCCCAGUGACUCAGAUGAAGACUGACCCAUGGCCCCGUUCCCACCCCCAACGCUGCCACCUGCUCUGUAUGGUGUGGAAAGACAGUCUUCACAAAGGUGGGGAGGUCAUUGUUCCAUCCUCCACUUGCACCUCAGCCCCAGGACCAGGACAGGGACAGGGCAUAAGAUAGAUGGGCCUGAAGGGAGGCUUGAAACAAACCUGGUAUUCUCCAGAAGCUAGUGUGUAAUAAAAAUCAUUUCAAAAACUCAGUAAAAUGACAAGAUCGUAAGUGUGUGCUGAGCUGAGUAGAAGCGGGAGCUGAGCUGAUGGAAGUGGGGGCCGUUCCAGGCUUCAGCCCCACCUCCCUGCAUGGGCUGACAGACAAGUUCAAGGAUCUGUCUGCUUACAAGUUCAUUCUUGGAAUACAGAAGCUACAAAGUGUGUCCCUUGAGCAGACGCUAUGGAGUCUGGAGUGCCACAUCUCUGUACAACUUCCUGAGGAAGAAUCCUAGUGGUGGCUCUACUUUUUUUUUUUAAUUUUUUAAAUGUUUAUUUUUGAGAGAGAGAGAGACAGAAUCCGAAGCAGGCUCCAGACUCAGCUGUCAGCACAGAGCCCAACACGAGGCUCAAAGUCACAGAUGGCAAGAUCAUGACCUGAGCCAAAGUCAGAAGCUUAACUGACUGAGCCACCCAGGCGCCCCAUUGGUGGCUCUACUUUUUACUCUUGGUCCAGACCAGACGUCCAGAGGAUAUCUUGAGCCAGUGAUGAGAGUCCAGAGGAAGGGAGGCUUCUACCCACAAAUGGGAUGUGUUUGCACUAUUUCUCAGAGGACUCAGUUAAUUUCAGGGCCCCUGUUUUAGUCCCCAAACUUUGGCUAGAAGGUAAAAAAAAGUUUUGUCCCAGGUAGGAUUUCUCUGAUCCAGGUAACUGGACUCUCAAAAAGGUUAUUGUCAGACAGCCCUCAAACUUUUUCCCAUUUAAUGGGCUGAGAUCCAAAAUCAACAAGGGAAGCAAGAGCUUUAGGUCCAAUUGCUUCUAAGUCAUCCCCAAAUGCAAACUGGUGCAGCCACUCUGGAAAACAGUUUGGAGGUUCCUCAAAAAAUUAAAAAUAGAACUACCCUAUGACCCAGCAAUUGCACUACUAGGCAUUUAUCCAAGGGAUACAGGUG
Molecule: messenger RNA, 3116 nt
Organism: Prionailurus viverrinus (fishing cat)
Lineage: Eukaryota; Metazoa; Chordata; Mammalia; Carnivora; Felidae
Gene: GPKOW
Product: G-patch domain and KOW motifs
Exons: 13
Coding region: 537-1991 (484 amino acids)
Biological process (GO): mRNA splicing, via spliceosome
Cellular component (GO): spliceosomal complex
Molecular function (GO): nucleic acid binding
Source: RefSeq, a predicted model, not a curated record